Molecule: messenger RNA, 1459 nt
Organism: Clupea harengus (Atlantic herring)
Lineage: Eukaryota; Metazoa; Chordata; Actinopteri; Clupeiformes; Clupeidae
Gene: edem1
Product: ER degradation-enhancing alpha-mannosidase-like protein 1
Exons: 7
Biological process (GO): mannose trimming involved in glycoprotein ERAD pathway; endoplasmic reticulum mannose trimming; carbohydrate metabolic process
Cellular component (GO): membrane
Molecular function (GO): calcium ion binding; mannosyl-oligosaccharide 1,2-alpha-mannosidase activity
Source: RefSeq, a predicted model, not a curated record
UCUUGGGCACAGUGGGAGAGGCGAGAGGCUGGUUUGUUGACAGGAUCUGUAUGAAGGUGUUGAGAAAACUACAUGUUUCGAGCUAGCUAGCUACAGUUCGUAUUGUAAUGUUAACGUAACUCGAAGUAAAUUAAAUUAUGAGUUUUAAUGUCGACUUCAGGCAAAGAUGCAAUGGAGGUCAAUAGUGCUGGGUUUACUUUUCUUAAGACUGGCUCUCAGUUGUGUUUUAUGGCUCGCAUUUGGGUUGGGACCUAGCUGGGGAUUCAACUUCCCAAUCAAUUUCAAUUUUAAUUUGCACAAAAUCGAACUUCUGAAGGAUGGCGACGCAGCAUCCCCGAGGACAAAUACAUGGUCCCAGAAAACGUAUGGCAGUCAUAAUGAUCCAGGAAAGACCUGCUCGAAGGUUGGAGAAAAUUCGCCCAAAAAAUCUUAUCUUAGUUUCUUUGAAGAUGGCAGAGACGAAUAUGAUAGGAAGUAUAGUUCCUUCCCGGACACUCUCAAGACCGAAAUGAGACUUUUAGCGAAAGACAUGUUCUACUUUGGAUAUGACAAUUACAUGAAAUAUGCUUUCCCAGAGGAUGAACUUAACCCGAUUGACUGUCAAGGAAGGGGACCUGAUGUUCUUAACCCGUCCAACAUCAAUAUCAACGAUGUUCUGGGCAACUACUCUUUAACCCUUAUUGAUACACUGGAUACAUUGCUGAUUCUUGGAAAUGUGUCCGAGUUCCACAAAGCUGUCAAACUGGUGAUUGACACUGUGUCCUUCGACAAAGACUCAACUGUGCAAGUGUUUGAGGCCAACAUAAGGAUUCUUGGGAGUCUGAUCUCAGCUCACAUUCUCCUGACAGACCCACACCACCCCUUUGGAGACGUGAGCCUGGAGGACUAUGAUAACGAGCUCCUGCAUAUGGCCCAUGAUCUGGCUGUCCGACUGCUUCCAGCCUUCGAGAACACUGACACAGGCAUCCCCUAUCCCAGGGUGAACCUGAUGAAGGGCGUUCCCCCCGACAGUGUGAACGAGACGUGCACUGCAGGAGCGGGGUCUCUGCUGGUGGAGUUUGGCAUCCUCAGCCGCCUGAUCGGAGACUCCACCUUCGAGUGGGUGGCCAGGCGGGCUGUGCGUGCGCUCUGGAGCCUGAGGAGCAAUGAAACUGGCCUGUUGGGUAAUGUGGUGAACAUCCAGACAGGCCAGUGGGUGAGCAAGCAGAGUGGCCUGGGUGCAGGGAUGGACUCCUUCUACGAGUACCUGCUCAAGUCCUACAUCCUUUUUGGAGAGAAAGAGGACUACCGCAUGUUUAGUGCAGCCUACGAGAGCAUUCAGAUUCAUCUCAGGAGGGGGAGGGAGGCGUGUAACGAGGGUGAGGGGGACCCGCCACUCUACGUCAAUGUGAAUAUGUUCAGCGGCCAGAUCAUGAACACCUGGAUCGACUCCCUACAGGCCUUCUUCCCAGGCCUUCAG